UGUGUGUGUGUAUGAUUGCACCUCACAUACAUAAAAAGCACACAAAAAAGAACGUAGGAAACGAGAUGGAUUCAUCGCUCCCUUUUAGUUAAAAAUCGUCACUGGUACCACCAUACUUCGAUUGGCGGAAACGAUCUUCGGCAAGUUGUUGAAAGGAAGCCGCCUUCGAAACAUGGAUUAUCAAAAAUAUUCGAGUCCAUUGGGCAGCACCCUUUAUGGAAAGGUACUUGAAUUAGAAGGGUAGUCGCCUCUUCUUCUUCUGGAUAUACAUCUUCAGCAGUGUCUUUUGGAAGGGCUCGACUGAGAGCGACGUGCGGGAAGAGUUUUCCAUACAGAGAUGCGAAACAAUGGGUGGGAGUCUGUAAAGGUGAAAUAUACCAAUUCGCGCUUCUUUUCUUUCCCAGGAAAUUUUCUCGGCGUGUUCUGUUUUCAGAGGGGUCGUCCAGGAAGGCAUAUAUUCGUUUCGUUCUCGCCUACAUCCUGUUUCUCCUGUUGCUUUCUUUCGCUGCCUUCCAAAUUAUUUGCUGCUCUCUCUUCUUCAUCGCAUGCCUGACCAACAGGCCCACGCUAACUGAGAUACCUCUGACUCCUUUCUUUAUUCCUUGCUCACAUCCAGACCAAAACAUGUUGGUCAUUGUGAAUUCUGUCUUUUUUCUCCCUUUUAAGCCCACUGAAACUCUUCCAUUGGUCUUAUUGUCCAUCCAUUCCUCGUCGUUUCACCAACGUGAGAACAAUGGCAACUUCUUCCUUCGAGUAUACACCAACAUGGGUGGUGGCUGUCGUCUGCUUGGUCAUCAUUGUCUUAUCUUCAAUUAUGGAGCGAGGCAUCCAUUAUUUGGGGAAGUCAUUGAAGAAACAGAAACAGAAUGCACUAUUUGAGGCCCUCCAGAAGCUCAAAGAUGAGUUGAUGCUGCUGGGUUUUAUUUCGUUGCUGCUGACUGUGUUUCAAGGUUCAAUUAGUCGCAUUUGCAUUCCAACGACUGCUACUGGAUACAUGCUUCCGUGCAAGCUCGAAUACACAAACGAAGCUAGCCACAACCAGAAAGUUUCUUCUGGUGGAAGACGGCUUUUGGCUGGAAGCGUGGAGGGAACACAUUGUCAGCGGGGGUUUUCUCCUUUACUUUCUCUAGAGGCACUUCAUCAGCUGCACAUUUUUAUUUUUGUAUUGGCUGUUGUUCAUGUGAUAUUUUGUGCCACUACAAUGGUUCUAGGAGGCAUAAAGAUUCGUGAAUGGAAGCAAUGGGAGGACUCUGUUAGGCAGAACAUUUCAAAGCCUGAGAUGGUCGCAUCAGGGCAUGUCCACCACCAUCUUGAGUUUCUGAGGGAACAUGCAGCUGGCUUUUGGUCAAAGUUUGGUAUUCUUAGGUGGACAGUGUCUUUCUUCAAGCAAUUUUAUGAUUCAGUGAGCAGGUCAGAUUACUUUACCUUGCGACGUGGAUUUGUUAUGGUAGGAAGCCUUUGGAGAGAAACACACUGCCCUCGCAAUAAAGAUUUUGACUUUCACAAGUAUAUGAUGCGAACAUUGGAAGAUGAUUUCAGAAAGGUUGUUGGCAUAAGAUGGUACCUCUGGCUGUUUGUCAUUGUUUUCCUGCUGCUGAAUGUUAGUGGAUGGCACACAUACUUUUGGCUGUCAUUUUUACCAUUGAUUCUUCUACUUGCUGUUGGUGCAAAGUUGGAGCACAUCAUGAUUCAGUUGGCAAAAGAUGUACAGGAACAAAUAAAUGGCACUGGUGGAGAGUUUCAGCCAGUGAAACCAUCUGAUGAUCAUUUCUGGUUCAAAUCCCCUAGCUUUGUUCUUUACCUUAUCCACUUUAUAUUAUUUCAAAAUGCAUUCGAGAUUGCCAUUUUCUUCUGGAUAUGGAGUACAUUUGGCUUCCACUCUUGCCUAAUGGAUAAAAUGGCUUACAUUGUCCCAAGGCUUAUUAUCGGGCUUAUCGUUCAGGUGCUUUGCAGCUAUAGUACGCUUCCUCUGUAUGCGCUUGUCAGUCAGAUGGGUAGCAUGUUCAAAGCAGCAAUAUUUCAUGAAAGGAUGCGCGCUGGUUUAUACAGUUGGGCUGCUGGCGUGAAAAAGAAAGCAAAAUUGACAGAAGAUUCUGUCACACAGAAGCUUGAGAUGGCUAUGGGAACAUGGAGCACUGUUAGACAUGAUGGGGCUUCAACUUCUGAUGGAACUGGGACAGUAAUAACUCUAGUUCCUGAAAUGGAAAUGCCAACCUAGACUUUCUCGUUCUUUGUCAAUUCGAAUGGCACGGAAUGAAGCAACCGAGGUGGAGAAGAUCAAUGAAAACAAAAUGCAUACUGUCGAGCAAUUAUUUUCUGAAUGCUUGUUGUUGUAAACUGAACAUAAGCUGCCCCCUGAAAGGGAUGUUAGCAAUUUUUAGAGUAAUUGACAUUCAAUUCCAAUUGGAAUUUGACUA
This is a messenger RNA of Nymphaea colorata (pocket water lily), 2417 nucleotides long. Its product is annotated as MLO-like protein 13. The coding region runs from base 734 to 2218 and encodes 494 amino acids. The transcript has 14 exons. NCBI's taxonomy places the organism in Eukaryota, Viridiplantae, Streptophyta, Magnoliopsida, Nymphaeales, Nymphaeaceae. The record is from RefSeq and is a predicted model, not a curated record. Gene Ontology annotation, cellular component: membrane. Gene Ontology annotation, biological process: defense response.